Messenger RNA from Sceloporus undulatus (fence lizard), 627 nucleotides. Its product is annotated as ferritin light chain, oocyte isoform-like. The record is from RefSeq and is a predicted model, not a curated record. Lineage: Eukaryota; Metazoa; Chordata; Lepidosauria; Squamata; Phrynosomatidae. Gene Ontology annotation, biological process: intracellular iron ion homeostasis; iron ion transport. Gene Ontology annotation, cellular component: cytoplasm. Gene Ontology annotation, molecular function: ferrous iron binding; ferric iron binding.
GUUUUCCAAAUGAACCUGCUGCAAUCGUUGCACUUACCACAAUCAAGGAAUGGUUAAGCAAGAAUUAUCACGAGAUGCUGUUCUUUUUGUACCAUGAGCUCCCAGAUCCAUCAGAACUACCACACCAAGAGUGAAGCCAGAGUGAACCACCUGGUCAACCAGUCUCCCCAUGCCAGCUACAAGUACCUGUCCUUGGGGCUUUACUUCAACCAGGAUGAUGUGCCUCUUACUAAGUUCUUCUCCUUCUUCCAUCAUCUGUCUGAGGAGAAGCAUGAACAAGCUGAGAAGUUCUUGACCUUCCAAUCUCUCCAUGGGGGUAGAGUUGUCUUGCAGGGCAUUAAAAAGCCAGAGCAGGAUGAAUGGAAGAAUAGAGCUGUAACCAUGGAGGUUGCCCUUAAUCUGGAGAAGAGUGUGAACCAAGCUUUGCUGGACUUACACCAGGUAGCUUGUUGCCAUACUGACCCCCAUCUGUGUGACUUCCUGGAAACUCACUACCUUGAUGAAGAGUUGAAGCUGGUCAAGGUGCUGGGAGACCACAUGACCAACCUGAAGCAUGUGCAUGCCAGUGAGGAAGAUCUGGAUGAAUACCUCUUUGACCUCCUGGCCCUGGGCAAGUCCAGCGAUUAG